This is a messenger RNA of Misgurnus anguillicaudatus (oriental weatherfish), 12643 nucleotides long. It is a transcript of the gene tenm3, whose product is annotated as teneurin transmembrane protein 3. NCBI's taxonomy places the organism in Eukaryota, Metazoa, Chordata, Actinopteri, Cypriniformes, Cobitidae. Gene Ontology annotation, biological process: neuron development; heterophilic cell-cell adhesion; signal transduction. The record is from RefSeq and is a predicted model, not a curated record. Gene Ontology annotation, molecular function: protein heterodimerization activity; protein homodimerization activity; cell adhesion molecule binding. Gene Ontology annotation, cellular component: neuron projection; membrane.
CAAAAGUCAAUGCAUUUGAUAAAAGAAUCUGCGAAAUGCAUAACCGUACUGUAAAUGUAAAACUUAACUAGCGGUGUUAUAUAUCCUGUUUGUUUCUGCACAAUAUUAAAUUACAGCACACAAACUCGGUGAGAAUGAACUUUGCAACCCCGAAAUGAAAGCGCAAAGAAGAACCGAACCCAUUAACCGCUCACAAUCAGAAUCAGGCAGAGACAUUAGAGUGACGAGCAGCUCGUGAAAGUCAUUCAUCAGGGUUCGGCGUUAGUCAUGGAUGACCCUUCAUUUAUCACCGAUCCAGCGCUGGAUGCAGACACAUAGCGCACUGAUUGGACGCAACGGGGGGGACCGCAUCCACCGCCAAACCAGAGCUGAGGAAACACUCCUGCGAAUGAACCGAUCCCGACCUGUCGGUUCGUGUGUGUUCUCACAGCGCGCGCAGGUGAACGUGCAUGUCCGCGCUCUCGGCUUUGUCGUGGCUCUUUGAGGAAACAGCGGCGUACUCCGCGCGUCCGGAAGCUCGAGGCUGAUAUUCGGCAGAUGCACGCGCACGAGCGCUUGGCACAUCGCUUCUCCGUUUGUUUGGCGAUUUCGGAGAACAGACCGAAACGUUAUCUGUCAGCAUCAGAGUGACUGAAGGCGAGGAGCGCAUCGGACUAUCGCGUUUGAAACGGAGUUUCUGCCUAAAGCGAGCGAGGACGUCUCGUUUGGUCUUCUUCAGCUCUUUCCUGAUAAACAUCUCUCCGUGGUGUCAUUGUCUAAAGUUGUUACCAGUCGUUUGGUGAAGUUUUGUCAGUGGGAUGCUGAAACACCUCAGCAGCAGGUAGACAACAGUAAGCUCACAGUUGGGCGGAGCCUGCGGCGAGCGAGGGCUCCAGUUGGUUGCCGCGUUGCGUUACACCGCGUCAUGCGGGCAGGAUGGAUGUGAAAGAACGCAGGCCCUACUGCUCACUGACCAAGAGCAGGAGAGAGAAAGAGCGCCGCUACACGGGCUCAUCUGGCGACAGCGAAGACUGCCGCGUGCCCACCCAGAAAUCCUACAGCUCCAGUGAGACCCUCAAGGCCUUCGACCACGACUCCUCACGCCUGCUGUACGGAGGCCACGUCAAAGAGAUGGUUCACCGAGAGGCUGAUGAGUACACACGCCAAGGCCAGAACUUUAACCUGAGGCAGCUGGGGAUAUGUGAACCGGCCACACGCCGUGGCCUGGCCUUCUGCGCUGAGAUGGGCCUCCCUCAUCGCGGCUACUCUGUCGGCGCUGGCUCAGACAUGGACAAUGAGAACGAGGGGGUGAUGUCACCCGAACGUGCCAUGCGCCUCUGGGGCAGGGGUGUGAAGUCCGGACGCAACUCCUGCUUGUCCAGUCGCUCCAACUCAGCGCUGACCCUGACCGACACGGAGCACGAGAACAAGUCAGACAGUGAGAACGGUUCUCCCAUGCCAUCCUCUCUCUCCAGUCCAUCAGUCACUGAGCAUUCCCAUUCUCAACCACCCUCACCCAGUCUCCAUGACAACCAGAGUUCCGCCUUAAGUAAUGCCACCACGCAGGCGGCGCAGGACUCUGAUUCGGAAGAGGAGUACACGGCCGCUCUCUAUAGACCCGUAACACAGCCUGGCCUCGGCCACAGCUGUAAUGAGCAACCGUCCAAUCAUCACCAGCAAGGCCAGUCCACGCUGCCACCGGUGCCGCCCCCGCACAAGCAGCAGCCGUCGGUGACGGCGCUGAACCACAACUCUCUGAGCAGCCGCAGGAACGUGAGCCCGGCCCCUCCGGCCGCCCUCCCCGCCGAACUGCAAACCACACCCGAGUCAGUGCCGCUGCAGGACAGCUGGGUCCUGGGCAGCAAUGUGCCGCUGGAGAGUAGAAAAUUAGCAAAGCAAGCAGUUCUUGAAAACGGGCAUGACAACUUAAUAGAGAUGGAUGUGUUCACUCCCGUGUGCCACGAGGGCGACUAUGGGGACGGGCACUUUCUCUUUAAAACAGGCACUGGCACCACUCCUCUGUUCAGCACGGCCACACCAGGCUACACCAUGGCCACGGGGGCGGUCUACUCGCCCCCUACACGGCCCCUGCCCCGCAACACACUCUCCCGCAGCGCCUUCAAGUUCAAGAAAUCCUCCAAGUACUGCUCGUGGAGGUGCACGGCCCUCAGCGCCAUGGCCGUGUCUAUACUGCUCUCGGUUUUGCUGUGUUACUGCAUUGCCAUGCAUCUCUUUGGAUUGAAUUGGCAGCUGCAGGAAACUGAGGGCUAUGCUUUUGAGAACGGCCAGGUCAAAACCGACUCCACGGCAUCCAACGCAGUCACUGCCCUGUCUACUGAAAACAGAGUUUAUUUUCAAGAGAAUAACACCAUAGACACGGGUGAGGUGGAUGUGGGUCGAAGGGCCGUACAGGAUGUGCCUCCAGGAACUUUCUGGCGCUCUCAGCUCUAUGUUGACCAGCCGCAGUCCCUCAAGUUCAACAUCUCCGUCCAGAGAGGCGCCCUGGUGGGGGUGUAUGGUCGGAAAGGCCUCCCUCCUACUCACACACAGUAUGACUUUGUGGAGCUGUUGGAUGGCAGUCGUCUGAUAGCUAAAGAUAAACGGGGACUGGUGGAGGUGGAGGGAGCUGCAAGGAAGGCUCGUUCGGUUAAUGUUCAUGAGGCAGAGUUUAUCCGCUUCCUGGACUCUGGCACCUGGCACCUCGCUUUCUACAAUGACGGCAAGAACACUGAGCAGGUGUCCUACAACACCAUCGUCAUAGAUACCCUCACAGAGUGUCCGCACAAUUGCCAUGGCAACGGAGACUGUCGCUCGGGAACGUGCCAUUGUUUCCCAGGGUUCCUUGGGCCUGAUUGCUCACGAGCUGCCUGUCCGGUUUUGUGCAGUGGCAAUGGCCAGUACUCCAGGGGGCGCUGUCUUUGUUACAGUGGCUGGAAGGGGACCGAGUGUGAUGUUCCUAGCAACCAGUGCAUAGAUGUUCACUGCACUGGCCAUGGAAUCUGCAUCAUGGGCACCUGCGCAUGUAACACGGGCUAUAAAGGAGAAAACUGUGAAGAAGUGGACUGCCUGGACCCAUCCUGUUCAUCUCAUGGUGUAUGCAUUCACGGAGAGUGCCAUUGUAAUCCAGGCUGGGGCGGCACCAGCUGUGAAAUCCUGAAGACUAUGUGCCCAGAUCAAUGCUCGGGACACGGAACCUACCAGACAGAAAGUGGUACCUGCACCUGUGACGCCAACUGGACUGGGCCCGACUGCUCCAUUGAGGUGUGUGCAGUGGACUGUGGCUCUCACGGUGUGUGUAUAGGAGGAAGUUGUCGCUGCGAUGAAGGCUGGACGGGUACGGUGUGUGAUCUGAAAGCGUGUCACCCACGCUGCACCGAACACGGCACCUGCAAAGACGGCAAAUGUGAAUGUCACCAGGGCUGGACCGGAGAGCACUGCACCGUCGCUCACCCAGAGACGUAUGUCCAAGGAGAGAGGAUAGGAUUUAAAGAGGGAUGCCCAGGUCUGUGCAACAGUAACGGUCGCUGCACGCUGGACCAGAAUGGCUGGCAUUGUGUCUGCCAACCGGGUUGGAGAGGUGCCGGCUGUGACGUUGCCAUGGAGACGCUCUGCGCAGACGGCAAGGACAAUGAAGGAGAUGGUCUGGUGGACUGUAUGGAUCCUGACUGUUGCCUGCAGAGCUCGUGUCAGACUCAGCCCUUCUGCCGUGGCUCUCCUGAUCCCAUCGACAUUAUCAGCCAGAACCAACCAGUCAACCCACAGCAAGCCGCCCAGUCAUUCUAUCAGCGAAUCAGCUUCCUCAUCGGUCCAGAGAGCACGCACGUCAUUAACGGAGACAACCCCUUCAACCGGAGCCUGGUGUCUAUAAUCAGAGGGCAGGUGCUUACCGCAGAUGGUACACCCCUGAUCGGAGUCAACGUGUCCUUUAUGCACUACCCGGACCAUGGAUAUACCAUUACACGCCAGGACGGCAUGUUUGACAUUCUGGCCAAUGGCGGAGCAUCACUGACACUGAGCUUUGAGCGGGCUCCAUUUCUGACGCAAUUCCGCACGGUAUGGAUCCCAUGGAACGUCUUCUAUGUUAUGGACACCCUGGUAAUGAAGAAAGAAGAGAAUGACAUUCCUAGCUGUGACCUAAGUGGCUUCGUCCGGCCCAGCCCUCUUAUCGUGGCCACUCCCCUCUCUACCUUCUUCAGGUCCUCACCUGAGAACGGACCCAUCAUUCCAGAGACACAGGUUCUUCAGGAGGAGACGGCGAUUCCGGGGAGCGACCUGAACCUGAUGUAUCUGAGCUCCCGGGCGGCCGGCUACCGGCCUGUGCUGAAGGUCAUCAUGACCCAUGCCACCAUCCCCUUUAACCUGAUGAAGGUGCACCUGAUGGUGGCCGUGGUGGGCCGCCUCUUCCAGAAGUGGUUUCCUGCGGAGCCCAAUCUGUCGUACACCUUCAUCUGGGAUAAAACAGACGCGUACAACCAAAGAGUCUAUGGCCUGUCGGAAGCAGUGGUGUCCGUGGGAUUUGAGUACGAGUCCUGUUUGGAUCUGAUCCUGUGGGAGAAAAGAACAGCUAUUCUGCAGGGUUACGAACUCGACGCCUCAAACAUGGGAGGAUGGACUCUGGACAGGCACCACGUUUUGGACGUUCAGAGCGGUAUCCUGUACAAAGGCAACGGUGAGAAUGUCUUCAUCUCCCAGCAGCCGCCAGUGAUCAGCACCAUUAUGGGUAACGGGCGCAGACGCAGUAUCUCCUGUCCCAGCUGUAACGGGCAGGCCGAUGGCAACAAGCUGCUGGCUCCAGUGGCUCUGGCCUGCGGAUCCGACGGUAGCCUUUUCGUCGGAGACUUCAACUACAUCAGACGCAUCUUUCCCUCGGGGAACGUUAGCAGUGUUAUGGAGCUGAGAAAUAAAGAUUUCAGACAUAGCAACAAUCCUGCACAUAGAUACUACCUAGCAACAGACCCAAUGACAGGUCAGCUGUAUGUGUCAGACACCAACUCUCGGCGGAUCUUCAGACCUAAAGCCCUGACGGGAACAAAAGAGCUGCUGCAGAACGUGGAGGUUGUAGCGGGGACAGGAGAACAGUGCCUGCCCUUUGAUGAGGCUCGCUGUGGUGAUGGUGGCAAGGCAACAGAGGCGCUUCUGCUGGGACCCAAAGGCAUUGCAGUGGAUAAGAAUGGCUUCAUUUACUUUGUGGACGGUACCAUGAUUCGAAAGGUGGACAGAAACGGCAUCAUCUCCACACUGCUGGGGUCCAACGACCUUACAUCUGCUCGCCCUCUGACCUGUGAUACUAGCAUGCAUAUUGGACAGGUGCGUCUAGAGUGGCCUACGGAUCUUGCCAUCAACCCUAUGGACAACUCCAUCUAUGUGCUUGACAACAAUGUGGUGCUACAGAUCACAGAGAACAGACAAGUCCGCAUUGUGGCAGGCAGGCCAAUGCAUUGUCAGGUGCCAGGUAUCGAGUACGCCAUGGGAAAGCGCGCCAUCCAGACGACUCUAGAGGGCGCAACGGCCAUCGCUCUCUCCUACAGUGGUGUCCUCUAUAUCGCCGAGACGGAUGAAAAGAAGAUCAACCGAAUCCGACAAGUUAGCACGGAUGGCGAGAUUUCUCACCUGGCUGGAGCGCCCUCCGACUGCGAUUGCAAGAACGACGCUAAUUGCGACUGUUACCAGACGGGCGACGGCUAUGCCAAAGACGCCCGACUGAAUGCACCUUCCUCUCUGGUGGUCUCUCCUGAUGGAACGCUCUAUGUGGCUGACCUGGGAAACAUUCGAAUCCGGGCCAUACGUCGCAAUCGACCUCCGCAAGGUUCUUUGGGUCUUUAUGAGGUCGCGUCACCGGCCUCACAAGAACUCUACGUGUUUGACGCUAAUGGAACUCAUCAGUAUACCAUGAGCCUCGUCACUGGUGAUUACAAGUUUAACUUCAGCUACAGCAAUGAGGAUGAUGUCACGGCGGUAACAGACAGCAGUGGAAAUACUCUCCGUGUUCGGCGCGAUCCCAACCGCAUGCCAGUGCGCAUUGUUGCCCCUGACAACCAGGUCAUUUGGCUGACGAUAGGCACAAAUGGAGGUCUCAAGACUCUCACAGCACAGGGACAGGAGCUGGUACUCUUUACCUACCAUGGUAAUAGCGGCCUGCUAGCCACCAAGAGCAUCCAAAUUGGCUGGACCACAUUUUAUGACUAUGACAGUGAGGGGCGUCUAACCAACGUAACCUUCCCCACUGGAGUAAUCACCAGUCUGAUUGGAGAGAUGGACCGAGCCCUCACAGUGGACAUUGAGACCUCGGGAAGAGACGAUGAUGUCAGCAUCACCACCAACCUCUCAUCCAUCGACUCCUUUUACACCUUAGUUCAAGAUCAGCUAAGAAACAGCUACCAGGUGGGCUAUGAUAACUCAAUGAGGGUCAUCUAUGCCAACGGAAUGGACUCACAUUUCCAGACCGAGCCUCAUAUUCUUGCGGGUGCAUCCAACCCCACAAUGGCCAGAAGAAACAUGACCCUGCCUGGGGAGAAUGGACAGAACUUAGUGGAAUGGCGCUUCAGAAAAGAACAGACCAGGGGGAAAGUCAUAGUGUUCGGCAGGAAACUCAGGGUCAAUGGUAGAAACCUGCUCUCUGUGGACUAUGACCGCACACUGCGGAUGGAGAAAGUGUACGAUGACCAUCGAAAGUUCCUCCUGAAGAUUCAGUACGAUAGCUCUGGUCAUCCUACACUGUGGGUGCCCAGCAGUAAGCUGAUGUCUGUCAACCUCACCUACUCCAGCACUGGACAGGUCACGAGCAUCCAGAGAGGUCCUACAACCGAGAGGGUAGAAUACGAUAGCCAGGGACGAAUAGUCUCAAGAACCUUUGCUGAUGCCAAAGUGUGGAGUUACACAUAUCUGGACAAGUCCAUGGUGCUACUUUUACAUAGUCAGCGGCAGUACAUCUUCGAUUACGAUCUGCAGGACCGACUCUCCGCCAUCACUAUGCCCAGCGUGGCUCGUCACACAAUGCAAACCAUCCGAUCCGUGGGUUACUAUCGAAACAUCUACAACCCACCUGAAAGUAAUGCCUCUGUUACGGUGGACUACAGUGAGGACGGACAGCUAUUGAGGGUGGCACAUUUGGGCACCGGUCGACGCGUCCUCUAUAAGUACCGCAGACAGAAUAAGCUUUCCGAGAUUUUGUACGACAGCACACGGGUGAGCUUCACCUAUGACGAAACUGCAGGUGUGCUAAAAACUGUCAACCUACAGAGUGAGGGUUUCAUUUGUUCUAUCAGAUAUCGACAGAUAGGCCCGCUGGUGGACCGUCAGAUAUUUCGCUUUAGUGAGGAUGGCAUGGUCAAUGCUCGUUUCGACUACACCUAUGACAACAGUUUCCGAGUCACCAGCAUGCAAGGAGUCAUCAACGAGACCCCGCUUCCCAUUGACCUUUAUCAGUUUGAUGACAUUUCAGGCAAGGUAGAGCAGUUUGGUAAAUUUGGCGUCAUCUACUACGACAUUAACCAGAUCAUCUCAACGGCUGUUAUGACCUACACAAAGCACUUUGAUGUACACGGUCGCAUUAAGGAGAUCCAGUAUGAAAUCUUUCGCUCCCUCAUGUACUGGAUCACAAUCCAGUAUGACAACAUGGGUCGAGUCACCAAAAGGGAAAUAAAGAUCGGCCCUUUCGCCAACACCACCAAAUACGGCUACGAGUAUGAUGUGGACGGGCAGCUACAGACUGUUUACCUUAACGAAAAAAUGAUGUGGCGGUACAACUAUGACCUGAACGGCAACCUACACUUACUGAACCCUGGCAACAGUGCUCGACUCACACCGCUUCGCUAUGACCUACGGGACCGCAUUACACGGCUGGGCGAUGUGCAGUACCGCAUGGAUGAAGAUGGCUUUCUGCGACAAAGGGGUGCAGAAAUCUUUGAAUACAACUCUAAGGGCCUCCUAGUCCGGGUGCACAGCAAAGCCAGUGGGUGGACGAUCCAGUACCGCUAUGAUGGGUUAGGAAGACGCCUGGCUUCGCGCAACAGUCUUGGCCAGCACCUUCAGUUCUUCUAUGCUGACCUCAAUUACCCUACGCGCAUCACCCACGUCUACAACCAUUCCAGCUCAGAGAUCACUUCGCUUUACUAUGACCUACAAGGGCAUCUGUUUGCUAUGGAAAUCAGCAGUGGUGAAGAGUUUUACAUAGCUUGUGACAACACAGGAACACCGCUCGCAGUCUUCAGCAGCAACGGGCUUCUCCUCAAGCAGGUACAAUAUACUGCCUAUGGAGAGAUCUAUUUUGACUCUAACCCUGAUUUUCAGUUGGUUAUUGGAUUCCAUGGUGGCUUAUAUGACCCUUUAACAAGACUAUUACACUUUGGAGAGCGUGACUAUGACAUUCAAGCCGGCCGUUGGACCACCCCAGAUAUAAGCACCUGGACCAGAGUGGGCAAAGACCCAGCUCCCUUCAACUUGUAUAUGUUCCGCAAUAAUAAUCCUAUCAGUAAGGUCCACGAGGUCAAGGAGUAUGUCACAGACGUCAACAUCUGGCUGGUGACAUUCGGCUUCCAUCUGCACAACGUAAUCCCUGGAUUUCCCAUACCUAAAUUCGACCUCACCCAGCCCUCACUUGAAAUGAGGAAGAGUCAGCUGUGGGAUGAUCUACCGUCUAUCUCAGGGGUCCAGCAAGAGGUUAUGAGGCAGGCCAAGGCUUUCCUAUCCUUUGAGAGGAUGCCUGAGAUCCAGCUGAGCCGCCGACGUUCUAGCCGGGAAAAACCUUGGUUGUGGUUCGCCACAGUCAAAUCUCUCAUUGGCAAAGGUGUCAUGCUUGCUAUUACCAGCAAAGGCCAAGUGGCAACCAAUGCACUGAAUAUAGCCAAUGAGGACUGCAUUAAAGUGGCCACUGUGCUCAACAACGCCUUCUAUCUAGAAGAUCUGCACUUCACUGUGGAAGGACGCGAUACGCACUACUUCAUAAAAACGAGCCUGCCCGAGAGCGACCUGGGGGCACUGCGACUCACCAGCGGUCGCAAGAGCUUAGAGAAUGGCGUUAAUGUGACAGUGUCACAAUCCACCACUGUGGUCAACGGGCGCACUAGGCGUUUUGCAGACGUUGAGUUGCAGUAUGGUGCGCUGGCCCUGCACGUCCGCUACGGCAUGACACUGGACGAGGAGAAGGCACGUGUCUUAGAGCAGGCCCGCCAGAGAGCGCUGUCGAGCGCAUGGGCACGGGAGCAGCAGCGUGUACGUGAUGGGGAGGAAGGGGCGCGACUUUGGACAGAGGGCGAGAAGAGGCAGUUGCUUAGCUCUGGAAAGGUGCUGGGUUACGAUGGCUACUAUGUACUGUCAGUGGAGCAGUAUCCCGAAUUGGCCGACAGUGCCAACAAUAUCCAGUUCCUGCGGCAGAGCGAGAUUGGGAAGAGGUAACAGUGUGCAGAGCACAGAUUGCCUAAUUGACUACUGCCCCAUGCUCCCUAAGCUCCUCUCUCCUUGUACACACCUACCCUACCGGACCCCCGAGCCCAGAGACCGAAGGGAAGGGGUUUAGGCUAGAGGAGUUGUGCCUAAGUGCCACACACACAGCAAUUAUACAGAAAAAACAUGAGGCACUUCGUCCCAUAGAUCAACCCUCACCCCAUCCUACACGUUUGCCCACACUAUUGCAUUGAAUGGACUCUAAGAGAGCAACUGAAGAAAAAACUCUUAUGAUUUGUUUUUGGGAGUUAUUUUGUGCUUUUUGUAUAAAAACCUUAAAGGUGACUUGGUUACGGACAAAAACGUGUUUACAUGUGGAAACCACUGCACCCAGAUCAGCUAACAAUGCCUAUACAAGGCUGUGACUGUAAAUCAGUGGUUCACACCGUCUCGGGCGUACUCAUAAAAGGGUUCUCGCUCGUGCAGUAUAUGAAAUGUUUUGUCAACUAGUAAAGACUGUGAGCUAGUUGAUUGUUUCUCUCCUGCUUUGAUUUCUUAAGGGACACAGUUGUGGUUCAUACAGUAUAAUCGAAUCCGAGUGUACAAUCUCAUUCCUGAACCAACCUAAGUGGUAGAUAGAGCGGAAACUGACAGAACAAAAUAUAUAAAUAUACAAUAUAUAUCUCAUAACUGACCGGUCUUUUGAGAAGAGAUGUUAGAAUAUCUUUUUAAGUAAAAAAAAUCCACUAUCCAUACAACAGCAUUAGUCGCAGAGAAAGUAAUUUAUGUACAGUGUUUAUACAUAAAAAUAAAAUCCUACAAAUAUUGAGACUUUUCGUCUUGUCAUGCAUUACUGUUUAUAUUCAUGAAUUUUAUGAAUUUUAUCUUAUUACAAUUUGUGGUAAUGCUAAUUGAAAUAAAAUCAGCUGUACUGUGUCAUUCAAUUCUCAACAUUUGUUGUUUUUCUUUCCAUCUUCUGAAAUUGAUUGUUGCCAUUCUUUCUAUUUCUCUCUCUUAUUUUAAAUUGUGAAAACACACGUUCAGUGUUUUCAUGGCUUUACGGUCAUUGCGUUUUUUUUCGGUGUUUGGUUAAUUACUAAACACAAAUACUAAAAACCCAAAAGUUUUCCAGAAAUCAAAACUAAAUGAAUGAUAUCGUUCUGUCUUUUUGUUGUCUCUGCUUGAGUUUCAGGUCUUAGCCUCUCUCUCUUUCUAGCUAGAUACAAUUUGAACUAAAAGUUUCCGCUCUUUUUAACGUUUCAGAUGAAGGACAUAUCAAACUAGCAUUAAUGUUGCUGCCAUUAGCAGCACCAAAAAAGCCUCCCAAGGAGAUGUAUGAAGUGUAUAUUCCUGCAUUCUUGACUCUUAAUUGGCAGGAAGAUGAGCUAAAACUCUCUUGAAUCAAAGGGGUUAUUAGACAGAGCAGUGAGAUCAGUGUGGGUUGUUUAAGUGGGCACAGAUAUAGAUAGGUGCCCUGUGAUCGUGUCACGGUACCAGAAAUAAAAAGCAUUUUGCAUUGGGCCCAACUUAUGUAACAUGAGUGGUAAAGAUGAUAUAAGAAGCUUACACGAAUGAAAAGAAAAGAAUUCCAGGAAUUCCCGAUUGCUUUUGAAUUUCUUUUACUUUGAAAUGUUGGCGAACCAAUGUAUUCAUCUAAGAGCACUACAAACAUUGAAGUGAUCAGAAGUUUCCCCGAAAGAAAAAAAACUUAAUUUGUAUGCCUAAAUGGACUGCCUCCUUCAGAUACUGUUUUUGUAAAGGCUUUUUAAAGAUUGUAUAAAAAUAAAAUGUUCAGACUAAUGAAUGAGAAAAUAUUGUUUCCAUUUUAGUUUGUUGUUUUCUUAUGACACGUUUUUUAAUCAAACAUGUAAUUGUACGGUGGAGCCUAUUUUUCUAUUUGUAUGUGAACAGACUGGAGGGAAUGUUUCUGAAAUGUGGGCCUGUGAGUCUUUUCCAGAGCUUUCUGUGGAUGUUAAUGGUGACUGGGGAGAGUCUACACUCACUGUUAGGGUGAAUAUUUCCCUCAGCCCAAAAAUAUUCCUUAGAUGAAGAUGAGCACUUAAUCCAGAUUAAACAAGAACCACUGCAAUAUUAACGUAAACGUGUUUGGUCUACAUACAGUAGAUUCUCCCAGUAGCUUAGCGAUACAGUUACGGUGUUUGUUGAAGUGUUGACUGCCCUCGCUACUCAGGAGCCUUCAGUACUUUAAUCAGUUUACAUGAAAACAAAUUCUAACUAGUUGAACAUACCAACUUUACUUGUUGGUAAUGUCACCAUUUCAUUCAACAUAUUAAAACCCAUAAAUACUGUAGCUUAACAAAAGCAACGGAUUUUUAUACAUGUGACUGCAGUAACAGAGCAACGGUGCCGUUUAAAAAAAAAAUGACAUGACAAAACAUGUUCUCAUAUGUUUGCAUGCAUACUGUAAACCCCAUGAAUCUGAGAACGUCACCAUUUUUGUUUUCUAGCAGCAUAUUAGUGCCAACAUGUACAUGGUCUCUUUAUUUGCACUAAGAUGUAUAUGUUGAAGAUGAUGCCUAUACGUUAUACAUAACUGCAUUUGUCACGUCUCUGAUCUAAUCUAAUGGCGAUUGUAAAAACUGGUUAUUUUUCCUAAAGAAAAGGAAGGAUACCUGUACAGAAAAUCUUACCUAUUUAAUUUAAUGCAUUCUAAUAAAUGCCAUUGUCUUCGCACGGUUCACAGUCACAUAAUCGUAACAUUUUCUCAUAUCAGAUGUAUCACAUCUGACGUGGGAUUCGGUUAGCCUAACGUGUGCAUCGUGGGACUGAAUUUGUUUAAGGUAGUUAACCUAUGAAAAUGCUGUGUGAUUAGCGUUGUUGCUACUGCGACAAGUCAAACGGUUGUUGGGUUUUUGUUGUUGUUUUUAUGUACUCGAUUGUUUUUGAACAGCCUUUGCAUUUUAUGUAUUUUGUAUUAUCUACAUUUUACAUACUUGUUCCAAACAAAUACUACAAACUGAAGUGGUUAACGUGUAAAUUCAAUAACUUUUCUUGCAGUCACUCAUUUGUAAUGAGGAUUUAGAGGGUGUUGUAUUAAUGAUGUUUUUCGUUUCUCUUUUUGCCUUUGUAUUGUUUUAUAGCCAUGCAGCAUCUGGAAAAAGGCUCAUGAUUUCCAUUUGAUAGACACAUCUGUUUAGAGUGCAGUUGAAGUGCAAUUUUGAUGUAAUCUGAACUAGGUCACUGCUGGAUUCAUUACCUUUUAUCUUCAACAUGUUUAAUGCUCCACAGAGAUCAAUCAUAAAAAUAAAAUGUAAUAUUCAAA